Molecule: messenger RNA, 2060 nt
Organism: Helianthus annuus (common sunflower)
Lineage: Eukaryota; Viridiplantae; Streptophyta; Magnoliopsida; Asterales; Asteraceae
Product: TMV resistance protein N-like
Exons: 3
Coding region: 153-2060 (635 amino acids)
Biological process (GO): defense response
Molecular function (GO): ADP binding
Source: RefSeq, a predicted model, not a curated record
AUAUCUCCAUUUGGUACGAAGGUAAAAGCUUUGUCGAGAAUGUCAGAGAAGUUUCAAAAGGCUCUGGUUUGAAGAAAUUGCAAAAACAGGUCCUUAAAGAUGUUUUAAAUGAUCCAAACAUUGACGUAAAAAGUGUUGAUGAAGGGGAGAUAAUGAUGAAAAAAAUGAUAAGUAGUAGAAAAGUACUUGUUGUUUUAGAUGAUGUCGAUGAUAUCGAGCAGCUUGAGGCGUUAGCAGGAGAGCAUACUUGGUUUAAGUCCGGAAGUACAAUCAUCAUCACAACAAGAGAUGAGCAUGUGUUGGUAGCCCAUGGAGUGAAGUCUAUUCAUGAUGCCAAUCUGUUAUCACAUGAGGAAGGAAUUCGCCUUUUUAGUAAGUACGCAUUUGGCAGAGAGAACCCAAUUGAAGGGUACCAAGAGCUCUCAGGAAAAGUAGUACAUUAUGCUGGUGGUCUUCCCUUAACAAUUAAAGUUUUGGGUUCAUCUCUUUGUGGUAAGACAAAGUGUGAAUUUAAUGACGCCAUAGAAAGACUAAAAACAAUUCCAGAAAAGCAAACUUUGGAAACACUGGAACUAAGCUACAAUGGGCUAGAAAAUGAUCACAAAGAAAUAUUUCUUGAAGUUGCAUGCAUAUUAAAAGGUGAACCAAAAGAAAAAGCAAUCCGAAUACUUGAAAGUUAUGGAUUCCAUGCUCGAAUUGCUUUAAAAGUUCUUGAGCAGAAAUCAUUGAUAAUCAUUUCGGAUUAUGGUUGUUUAGAAAUGCAUGACCGUAUUGAAGAAAUGGGUAUGAAUAUUGUUCGUCGUUUGCACCCUCAUGAGCCUCAAAGGCAUAACAGAUUAUGGGUUAAAAAAGAAGUAGAAGAUAUUUUGAUUAAUGAGUUGGGUACAGAAGCAACACUGAGUAUAAAACUACAGUAUACGAAACUCCAUCCAUCUAUAAUUAUGAAAGGUCUUAGAAAGAUGAAGAAGCUUAGAUAUCUUUACGUUAGUGGGGAAUAUUGGUUUAUUGGAAUGGGUUGCAGCAACAUCUCUCAACAGGAAGAGGGAGAAAGAAAGGUUCUUAAUGAGCUCAAAAUUCUUAACAUUAAGCAUACACAGUUCAGAACCUUUGACCUUGGGUUGACACCAGAUCUCGAGUGGUUAGAUCUAUCAGGAUGUUAUGACUUUGAAGAACUCCAUGUACCUGUUGAAAGUCCCAAGCUCAAGUCCCUUGUCCUCCAUGGUUCUAAAUUGAGUAAACUUGAUCUUCGGCUAACUCCACAACUCGAGACAUUAGAUCUUGAAGGUUGUAACAACAUUGAAGAACUCCACAUGCCCGUUGAAAGUCUCAAGCUCAAGUCCCUUGUCCUCCGUAGUUCUAAAUUGAGUAAACUUGACCUAGGGCAGAUUCCACAACUCGAGACAUUAGAUCUAGAAGGUUGUAACAACAUUGAAGAACUCCACAUGCCCGUUGAAAGUCCCAAGCUAAAGUCCAUUGUCCUUUAUGGUUCUAAGUUGAGUAAACUUCACCUAGGGCAGACUCCACAACUCGAGAAAUUAGAUCUUGAAGGAUGUAACAACCUUUUAGAACUCCACAUGCCCGUUAAAUGUACCAAUCUGAAGUCCCUUGUCCUCAAAGGUUCUAAGUUAAAUAAACUUGACUUGGGGCUGACUCCACAACUCGAGACAUUAGAUCUUGAAAGAUGUAAGUACCUUGUAGAACUCAACAUGCCUGUUGAAUAUACCAAGCUGAAGUCCCUUGUCCUCAUAGGUUCUAAGUUGAGUAAACUUGACCUAAGGGGGACUCCAAAGCUUCAGACAUUAGAUCUUGAAGGAUGUUACGACCUAGUAGAACUCUACAUGCCUCUUGAAUGUGCCAAGCUAAAGUCCCUUGUUCUUAGUGGUUCUAAGUUGAGUAAACUUGAGGGGUUAACUCCAAUGCUCGAGAGGUUAGAUCUAACAGAAUGUUAUAACUUUGUACUCCACAUGCGCGCUGAAUGUCCAAUGUUGAAUUACCUUGUCCUUAGUGGUUAUAUGUUGAGUACUGGAGCUGUCUCCACACCUCCAGACAUUACAUCUUGA